AUGAAGGUGUUUCUCUUCUUGAUCUUUGUCAUUCCGACGUCUUCCUUCAUCUGGGGAUCUACUACUACAACUCUUCAUUUCGACACAACUAUUGUAUGUCGUGACCGUGUCACUAAUGCUCCUGUCAAGAAUUGGUGUUAUACUAUGAAAAUAUUCGAUUCUGGAGCAAGUGCCGAAAUCUUCGAGGGUUCAUUCAAAGAACGUUGCUUGGAUGAUUUCUACACUCACCAUGAGUUUGAAAGGAACCACACAUAUUAUUUGGCUUUCACGAACUACGUACUCGAAUCGGAAAUUGAGCACAAUUGCACGACUGACGGACGUCGAUUGAUAAGAAAGAGGAAGUAUUCCAAGGUUCCAGGAAUUGAAAAACGCUUCGACUUGCCUCUGAGUAUCGAUUUAUUUGAAGAUGGAACAGAGGUUAUAACCCAUUAA
Molecule: messenger RNA, 432 nt
Organism: Caenorhabditis briggsae
Lineage: Eukaryota; Metazoa; Nematoda; Chromadorea; Rhabditida; Rhabditidae
Exons: 4
Coding region: 1-432 (143 amino acids)
Source: RefSeq, a predicted model, not a curated record